AUGGUCCCUAUUGUAUUCCACUGUGGGUUAUGCAUGUGUUCCAUGCACCCGGAGCUGGAGAAUUUGAAAGUAAUGUCUGUUGGUCUGUGCAUGUGCCCUGGCUCACCUCAUGACUCUGAUCAAGGUGAUAAAAGUGAUAAUUCACAGGUGUUCCAGGCCAACAUUUUGCGAACCCGCAGAAACAGUACAACAGUGAUGAAUCGUCAUAGUCUGUUGAUUCCAUCAUCUCCUGUACGUAUUCCUAGCAGCCGCCUUCAUCAAAUCAAACAGGAAGAAGGAAUGGAUUUGAUGAACAGAGAAACAGUACAUGAACGGGAAGUACAAACAGCAAUGCAGAUCAGCCAGUCAUGGGAGGAAAGCUUGAGCCUGAGUGACAGUGAUUUUGAGAAAUCAUCCUCUCCCAAGCAAAUAGACUUUGUCCCAGUUUCUCCAGCUCCUUCACCCACCAGAGGAAUAGGGAAGCAAUGUUUCUCACCGUCUUUGCAAAGUUUGGUGAGUAGCAGUGGAUUACCUCCAAGCCCUAGCCCCAGUCCAACAAGACGAUUCUUAAACAGGAGAAGUCAGAGUCCUAUUCACUGUAUUCGCCCAAGUGUUCUUGGGCCAAUGAAAAGAAAAGGUGAAAUGGAUACUGAAGAUGAGCCAAAGAGAUUUUUUCAAGGAACUACUAGCAUGCUUUCUCCUGAAGUUUCACAUCUGACAGACCUUGGUGCAUGUCUGACUUCAGGUACUCCUGAUGGCAAUCAAAGCAGUGCUGGCUCUUCCUGUGAUUCACCAGCUGAAGUUGUCACCACCAGAGAUUCUCCAGCCUCAUUUUCCAAUUCCAGAUCUCAAUUUAAGCCCAUAGAUUUUUCAGCUAAAUUACCCACAAAUUGAGACUUUAUUACUCCUCUGCUGGAGGGUAAACAGCCAAGCUGGAGAGCAACAAGACAACGUUCUACAAUGUGUGACUGAGUUUCUUAUCUGAUCCUGUUCCUCAUAGGAACUUCCAGAAAUGUCUUUAUUUCUAGAAAACUUCCAUAAUAGUUCCUUGAGGAAGUUUAUAGUGAUUUGUAUGACAUUUACUAAAUACAGUUAGUGUUUAAACUCCAAACGUUCUCUUUAAUAUGCGAAUAUCUGCAUACAUGUUUUGACUUGCAAUAGAUCUUCUUGAUUGGCAUAAUACAUUGCAAAUACAUAUAUUAUUCUACAAGGGGAAACAAGGCAUUUUAAACUACAUCUUUUCAGUUGUCACCAGUUUGUAAUGGUGCUGAUCUAGGUAACAGAUAGCUUUUAUUGGAUUCUGUCAUUUUUUUUAUCAAGCUAAUCAACUGAUCAGUUUAUUAAUAUUAAUUUUACUCCACAAGCUGUGGGUAUUUCAUUUGCUGUUUUUUAAAAUGUAAAUGUGGGUAUCAAAAUAUAAUUGGUGCCUAAGUCCUAAUUUGUUCGGCUGCUAAUCAAUGUUAUGUUCUGAUUGGAUGAAAACUCAUAGACUCAUAGACUUUAAGGUCAGAAGGGACCAUUAUGGUCAUCUAGUCUGACCUCCCGCAUGAUGC
This is a messenger RNA of Terrapene triunguis (Three-toed box turtle), 1532 nucleotides long. RefSeq names its product protein FAM122A-like. Bases 1 to 873 code for a protein of 290 amino acids. Gene Ontology annotation, biological process: mitotic G2/M transition checkpoint. The record is from RefSeq and is a predicted model, not a curated record. Lineage: Eukaryota; Metazoa; Chordata; Testudines; Emydidae. Gene Ontology annotation, molecular function: protein serine/threonine phosphatase inhibitor activity. Gene Ontology annotation, cellular component: cytoplasm; nucleus. The transcript is spliced from 10 exons.